GACGCUAAAGCUAUUUCCGACGCUGCGCGCCUUCAAAGGAAAAUCUCGCAGUAGGCGAUUUUCUUUGCCAGUCACACUCGUAACGGCUGGAACUGUAACUGUAUUUUAUUUAUCGGCACGCGACGCCUCGACCACCUGAUAUCGAUUAAAUCAUUUAAUAAUAGAGACAGAGAGAGGGAUUUGAUCGAUUAAAUAAUUGAUCCGAUCGGAUGCGGUAUGUCACACGAAUGCGUCGACGCAAUAAUUGACAAUCGCAAUUGACAACAAUAAAUUUAACAAAAAAGAGUGCUACAACAGUAAUUGUAUGUGAUGUGACAACAAUAUGUAACGCAUUUAUUUGUGACAAUUGAAUAUCGUGCGCCGCAUCAUAACAAUGAACCAUUCAAAUGUCAAAACAUUAAGAAUAUCAUUAUGAUUUUUAAAUUUAGUGCAUAAUGAUUUACUUAUUCGUGUGUUGAAGAUGCGAAUGCUUCUUAUACGCAUAAUCCAUGAUUUAUAGUUUCCUUUUUUAAACAUUUCCGUUCAUGUUUCCUGGAAUACUCAUCGUUAAAAUAUGAAAACGUCUGUGAUAUAAAUGAAAAUACAGAAAUAAAAGACAAAUGCAUAACAAGAAAAUUAAUAUGGAUUCGGAGUUAGAAGACAGGAAGGAUCCGAACUCAGAGAUGACAGUGUCUAUUUUGAGAAGAUCCCCUACCCCCAAUCGUGAUUGCCCAUCUGUUAUGACUCAACAAAGUAACGAUUCCAGUCCAUCUUCGUUAGAAAGAAUGAAACUGGAAUCUUACAUCGAGAAGAUAAUCACUGAAUCACCUCAGUCGUCAGAUUCGACUGAGGAUGAGCCUUCAUCAGGCCAAUCUGUGGACAGAAAUCCUUUCGAUUUCAGCGAAGCAAAGUCUCCUUCCGUUAGCCACAUUCAAUCAGUUGACACCAACGAGUCAAUUAAGAAUUGGUUGCAACGAAUAACUAAUAUGCAAAAUGAAAUAAACCGAAAAUUAACAUCUGAAGCAGCUUCUUCGCAGACAACUUCCAACGCCUCAUGUUCCGACUUUAUGACCAGAAAUAUUUCUUCUUCGAGGUCUUCAAAUAUUCAUCAUCAGUCGGAGAAGAUAGUGAGGUAUCAAGAUUUGCCUUAUAUGGGUGAAAUGACAUUGGACAACACGAAACCGAGACGCGGUAGAAAGCCCAAGAAAGCCGACAUUUGCCAUUUGAUUUAUAAGAAUUAUGGGACCAUUUUUCCUGGAACGCCCGAAUCAAAAAACCCAACUGAUCGGGACAACAAAAAGAAAACGACUGAUAACAGUAAUUUGGAUAAAGGCAGCUUUUUACCCACUUCGCUUAGCAAAACUGACGUCCAAAAUAAGAUAAUAAGCAGUUUACUGGAAAAAAGACUGACACAAGAGACCAAGAGGGUUUCCGAGAGUGCGCGGAAGACAGCAGAAAGUUUGGGCAAAGCGGAUGAUAACACCAACGAACCUCUUAAUCUUUGCAUACGUGACAUGAAUCAACUAAAAAUAAGAUUACAAAAGAGGCAUUCGUCAAGUGCUUCAACGAACGUUCUUCCAGAGUUGAAACACGAACUACCUAGUGAUGACGAAAGUGAAGCAGCUAGUGAUACUGUGUCCUCCCCAUUUUUUCCUGACUUAGGCAAUACGAGAUUAGGUUUCCCAAAUAAUUUAUCUGGUUUUGGUGAAGCAGACAUCAGCAAGGUGUCUGAAAACGGAGUUCAACCUGCUGGUUACAUUUACUGGCCCCAUGCCGGGGUCUUCAUCCAUCCCAUGGCACUUCAACAGCAUUUACUUUAUUACCAGCGAAUGGCAGCCUCGAAUAACUACACCCUACCAAGCCAUAGUCCCAGACCGCCACCCGAAGGAUCACCUACCUCAGAAAAGUCAUCUUCCAGUCUAAGGAAAAUCAGACCUAAAAAGACCGAAGUUGAAGACGACACUACCCUUGACCAGAAAACGAAAAGAAAUCUACCUUCCGCAGACAAAACCCCAACGAAAAGAAAACGGUCAGCCAUUUUUAUCCCCCCAAUUCCUUCGGAGAACCAGAACAAUCCAGCUACCGAGGUCAGCAUAGGAAAAUUCAAGUUUACAGGAGGAGCAAAGCCUACUCUUCAGGAGAAGAAAAUGCUUUCGGUGGAUUCAGGGGGUAACUUUCGUUACUAUAGUGGCACCGGUGACAAGAGCAUGAGGGGCUACGAAUUCUUUCCCAGAGAAACGUUACAGCAACAGAUCGUAAAUGCUCAGGGAUCAAGUACAGGUGCCUUUCUUCAUGCCAGUGGUGAGAAGAUAUAUCCAGGGAGUCCCGAUUGUUCAGUCAAAAAAGGACCAAACGAUUUUUUAAUCUCUACAGAUAUUCCAUCGUCAGCUCUAAGCCCUUCCAGCGAGGCAGCCCAAAGACAAAAGAAACGAAAAUCCCGAAAGUCCCUUCAAAGGGAAAAAUUGGAACAAACAUUCAAAGAAAAGGGAUUUCUCAUACAAACUCAACAGUUGGAGUCAGCUGAAGGAGCAACUUAUUGUAAGUUUCGUCAAUUGAGGAAGUUCACCAGAUACCUCUUCAGGAGUUGGAAAGAUUAUCUUCCAGGGAAUGUCAGGGAACUUCAAGAAGGAGAAGAGGCAGAAGCUAUGGAUAACAUUGAAGAUUUUUCUAAUUUUCAAGCUGACGGGCUUGUUAGUGCCAACAUGAACUCGCCCAUAAAUUAAAAUUAACCAAAGACUCCAAAAUCCAGUGAUAAUUAUUUUGUAAUUUAAUUCGAGAAGCUAAUCGCAAUGGUGCUAAUAUUGUUGUGACUUUAGGAUUAAGACACGAAGUCUAGUCGUUUUUCUAUAAACAUAAUAUAUAUAAUUACAAAUGAUUUGAAGAACAUUUUUGUUUUAUAAUAAGUUACAACUGAGUACUGAAGUUAUUACUUCAAACUUAUUUUAUGAUAAUAAACUAUUUUGUUAUUGCCAAUGAAAUUAAA
Molecule: messenger RNA, 2962 nt
Organism: Agrilus planipennis (emerald ash borer)
Lineage: Eukaryota; Metazoa; Arthropoda; Insecta; Coleoptera; Buprestidae
Exons: 3
Coding region: 600-2702 (700 amino acids)
Source: RefSeq, a predicted model, not a curated record